AUGAAGCUGGUAAGUAUUAUUCUACCGCCAGAUGUAUACACGACUAAUGACCAAGCUUUUUUAGCUUACGUCACUCAUCCACCACAAAACUUGACAUUCAACACUUCUGUACUCAUAAUAAGUUCUGGUCCUGACGGUAAACCGGCAUAUUCUGGACUACCGGCUUGUGCACCCAAUAAUAUGAGCAAUGAUCGAUUUUAUGAAUGUCUACCGGGACCAAAAUGGUUGUUAAAUUCCACUGAUUAUGGUCAUGCAGAUAUGUUUGAUGAUGUGGCAAGAACUGCAAUGAAUACCGUCUGUGCAACAUGUUCACAAUUACCUAUGUUGACCACGUGUAACUUUGCACAAUUUAGACAAGAUGAGGCCAAUACUAUUGUAAACUUUAUAGAAGGAAUUUUGAGUGGUGUUAACGAACAACAAUAUCUAACAUUCGUUCAAAAUCCAGAUCCUUAUUUUAACAGCCGUACAACAAUAAAAUCAAACGUGCAACAAAUCACACCGUCAAAUGGUUUUUGUCAAAGUUAUUCAUAA
Molecule: messenger RNA, 531 nt
Organism: Rotaria sp. Silwood1
Lineage: Eukaryota; Metazoa; Rotifera; Eurotatoria; Philodinida; Philodinidae
Source: the annotation of a GenBank genome assembly